ACAAUCAUGCCGUUCCUUCGGCAGGCACACGGCCUGCGACUCAAACCCCAUCCUUGGCCCCUCACAAACAGUCCCGUACUGUACUCGCCCACUGUCCGCUUUGCGAGCCACUCGAACAGAUACAAGAAAAAUCAUGCCGCUCAAGAUUCACACGCAGAAGCCCGUUCAGAUCACAACAACACAGCAUCUAGCAAGCGUCAGAAGCCUUUCUGGAAGUCCAUCGUCCCCGAUUUCCUGUCACAAGAGAUGGAAGCUUCCUCNAAAAGAGGUGGGCAUUUCGCACACGUCUCGUCGUUCAAGCUUCACACCUCCCACAAGUCAGGAUCGAAGCCAACCGUCGAAGCUUCAACCACAUCGUGGGAUUCCAAGACCAAUCAAGUUAGCCACACAGUCUACGAUCCCAUAUCUGGAAGAAUGGUUCCUACGGACAACGGACAAACCAGACAGACUUCUACCUCGACCAAGGGUCAAAAGGACAAUCAAAGCUCUGAAAAGGCUUACCAGAAACCCACAAUCCUCUCACACUUGCCAGAUGACAUCGAAGCCCUUGCAAACACACCUACCUCCCACGCCUCCUUCACCGAGGAUCUCGACAAGAAAUACCAGUCCGAGCACGAUGAGCUCCUCGCAGCUCGUAGGCAUCUAGACACCCUGCGCGAACAAAUCCGAAUCCUGGAACGUCAAGUCCAUCCUGACAUGACCAAGCCUCACUACGCUGUUGACGCUGAGAGACCCGCUGUCUUCGAAGAUGGCUGGGAUAACAACCCAAAAGGACUGCAAACCGCCUUCGAGCAUGAGAAGGAAGCUUGUGAACAUGGUGACAUGAAACCCCUCGAACAAGAGAUGGACGCUCUUAACAAGAGACCCUCUCAGGAACUCAAUGACGACUAUAGUGUAGCCCCGAGCGGCAUGGAAACCCUCUUUGCUAAUGAACAAAAGCAUGAUGAACUCAGUCACAAGUCUUCUCUGGAGCAGGAAUUGGUUGCUAUGAACACCAAAGCUUCUCCUCUUGACGAUGGCUGUUCAGCCUCGCCACAGGGUCUUGAGACGCUCUUUGAACACGAGCAAGAGGAGGCCGGUAAAGGUGCACGCGAGACUCUCGAGGAUGAAGUUCGCGCGGGCGGCAUUCCAGACAGUCUACCAAAGUACUCUGACAGCUUCGCCAAUGAGCCCGCCGGUCUUGAGAUGAUGUACCAUCAGGAGCAGCAGGGCACACCUCAGAACCUGGAGCAUGAACUUCAGAGCAUGGCCUCCAGUCCAGCUGUAAGAGAUUCAGAUGAUGCCUAUUCGACUGAGCCUAUCGGCAUGCAAACCCUUUACGAGAGGGACACAAAAGGCAGUCAGAAAGGACAGCACAAGGACCUGGAACAGGAACUACACGACCAUAUCCAGGCUCGCAACCUCAACAACGGCCUCCUGGCUGAUGUCAAAGGAAUGCAGACUUUGUGGAAACGAGAGCAAGAAGAGGUAGACAGAGGUAGUGCUAAGUCGCUAGAAGAGGAGAUCAGAGCCCAGCAACACGCACCAACCACUGCGGACGAGUACAACACUUCACCGUUUGGUAUGGAGACUCUCUUUAGCGAUGAAACGCAAAACACUGCAGAUGGCAAGUCCAAGACUCUUGAAGAGGAGGUCGGCCGUAAAGUGCAGGCACAGGUCCAUGAUGACGGUCAUACCCGUCCUCCAGGCGGCCUGGAGACUGCCUUCGACAGGGAACAGAAGGAUACUAUGCUCGGAAAACGCCAGAGCCUCGAGAAAGAAUUCGCCAAUCGUGAGCCCGCGUUCGAGGACGGCUAUGCGACCAUGCCAAUGGGUCUCCAGAUGAUGUUCCACCGUGAGAAACAAAGCCACGAGCGCUCCCUUGAGGAGGACCUCAAACAGGAAGCUUCGUACCAUGAAGAUGGCUAUUCCCGCGCACCAAUCGGCAUGGAAAACUGGUUCGAGAGAGAGACCAAAGACGAGUCCACCUUGUUGGAAGCAGAUCUGAAGAACAUGCCGGGUGAGGGAGAUCUUUCUCCAACUGUGGGUAAGUUCAAUAACAGUAACAUGUGGUACAAGCAAUCUGCCAGAAGCACGUUUUCUGAAGAAUACCCAAAGGCAGACGUGAAAGAGCUUGAUCAGCACACCGCAUUCUUCAGACGUUCGCUCGAUGAAGGACCAUCCAAUCCUAUCGAGUCCGGCGUAACGUCGCCAGAGACCGUGACCACAACAGAAUAUAUUCCAUCAACGACUACACCGGAUAACAAUUCUACAAAUGCAUCCUUAGCACCAGAAUCGGCUCCGAAAAUUACUUGGGCCGAACCUGCUCUUUACAAAGUGAUCGCCUACGACUCCAGCAAGGACGUUAUCACUAUCACUACUACACCGUCCAGCUUCUCGGAAAGCGAGAUACCCAUAUCGAUACCUCGAGCUAUCUCCCAACUCACUCAGACGGCUCGUUUCUUGCCACACCUUGCAUCUGUACAGCACGAAGGAUAUCAGAUAAUCCAAGCAGAUAAGGACUUCUUAAUAUCACGGAAGGUCUACACAGAAUCACAAUCGAGGCCUCCAUUGUAUGAGGGAGACAUCAAUCCUGUCGAUGGGACGUCCAAGCACAUUCCGAUUGAACCUCCUAGUGCGCGUUUUGCCUCUCCCACAGGAUUUGUCAAUUACGAACCUGUUUUUCCGACCGAACCUGUACAUAAGCAGGCAAAUACGACCAGUCCACCCUCUGCUAUUCCUUCCAAUGGACAUACAGGAUUCCAGCAGCAGAUAUACUAUCCUUAUCCGCAUGAGCUUGCAAACAGUGAAAAAGGCGUGACGGAAGAUUCUACGUGGCGACACCCCUUGAGNAGACGACGCAGGGAAAGGCGACGUCGUUGGCGUCGUCGAAUCGUCUGGAUUCUAGGUGUGGCUACAGGGACAGCAGUAUCGACUGCAUACGUUGUUGGUGUUUCUGGUGAGCUCGCUCGACCUGCGAAACCUGUUUUGCAACCCUCAAAGUAA
This is a messenger RNA of Aureobasidium uvarum, 2985 nucleotides long. The record is from the annotation of a GenBank genome assembly. NCBI's taxonomy places the organism in Eukaryota, Fungi, Ascomycota, Dothideomycetes, Dothideales, Saccotheciaceae.